CAUAUGUUUCCCUAUGUAAACUACAGGGACCAGAAAUGGCAAUUAGACUCAAUUGCCUUUUACUUAAAACGACACGAUUCCCAUCCUAGUUUCCCUUCAAACGACAUGAUGUCUCCAUUGUCCUCUCCUCAAGCGAACGCCGGUUACGCUUCUGCAUCUUCAUUCUACUCUCUUCCAUUUCCACCCCUCACUAAAACCCACAUUCACACCACCGUACCUUCCACCGGAAAACCCAAAACCCAUUUCGCCCUCAUCACUGUUUCAGCACAUUCGUCUUCUUCUUCAACUAAAGACGUAUGGAGAAGAACACAAACAAGCCUUUAUUCUGCUUCUCACAAGCACCCCGGAAGACGACAAGGUCCGGUGUAUUUAGACCACAGAGUCGACAUGGACGAGCUCUUGGCGUCGAUAAGCCAAACCCAGAACGAGGAAGAACUCUACACCCUUUUAUCGCAGUAUAAGAACCGGCAACUUUCUAUACGCUUCAUGGUCUCGCUUCUCUCUCGCGAAACAGAUUGGCAGAGAUCAUUGGCUCUUCUUGAUUGGAUCAACGAGGAGGCUAUGUACUCGCCUUCGGUGGUUGCGUACAACGUUGUUAUGCGCAAUGUUCUUCGAGCGAAGCAAUGGGAGCUUGCAUAUGGGUUGUUCGAGGAAAUGCGCCAGAGAGCUCUGGCACCUGAUAGGUAUACUUAUUCUACUCUGAUAACGUAUUUUGGAAAAGAAGGCAUGUUUGAUUCUGCUCUUUCUUGGCUCCAGAAGAUGGAGCAAGAUCGUGUCUCUGGUGAUCUUGUGUUGUAUAGUAACUUGAUUGAACUUGCGAGGAAGUUGCAUGAUUAUUCCAAGGCCAUUUCAAUCUUCUCUAGGUUGAAAAGGUCUGGAAUUGUGCCGGACCUUGUUGCAUAUAAUUCAAUGAUUAACGUGUUUGGAAAGGCAAAGUUGUUUAGAGAAGCAAGAUUGUUGCUCAAGGAGAUGAGGGAUAAUGAUGUUAUGCCUGAUACAGUUAGCUACUCGACCCUUUUGACCAUGUAUGUUGAGAAUCACAACUUUCUUGAGGCAUUAUCUGUGUUUUCUGAGAUGAAGGAAGUUAAGUGUCCGCUUGAUCUUACUACUUGCAAUAUAAUGAUCAACGUUUAUGGACAACUUGAUAUGGCUAAGGAAGCUGACAGACUGUUUUGGAGCAUGAGGAAGAUAGGGAUCGAACCAAAUGUUGUUAGCUAUAAUACAAUUUUGAGGGUAUAUGGUGAAGCUGAGCUUUUUGGAGAGGCAAUCCAACUUUUCAGAUUAAUGCAGAAGAAGGAUAUUGAGCAGAAUGUUAUUACUUAUAACACAAUGAUUAAGAUUUAUGGUAUAACUCUUGAGCAUGAAAAGGCUACCAAUCUCGUGCAAGAGAUGCAGAACAGAGGUAUUGAACCCAAUGCCAUCACAUACUCAACAAUAAUAUCUAUAUGGGGUAAGGCAGGGAAAUUUGAUAGAGCUGCAAAGCUAUUUCAAAAGCUAAGGAGCUCCGGGGUUGAGAUUGAUAACGUUCUCUAUCAAACAAUGAUUGUUGCCUAUGAAAAGGCCGGUUUGGUUGGUCAUGCUAAGCGCUUAAUUCACGAGCUUAAGCAACCAGACAAUAUUCCUAGGGAGACUGCAAUUUCAAUUCUUGCUGGAGCAGGACGGAUUGAAGAGGCUACAUGGGUUUUCCGCCAGGCUUUUGAUGCUGGGGAGUUGAAGGAUAUAACUGUAUUUGGUUGUAUGAUUGAUCUUUAUUCACGGAACAAGAAGCAUGCCAAUGUCAUUGAGGUGUUUGAGAAGAUGAGGAGUGCUGGGUAUUAUCCUGAUUCCAAUGUGAUUGCUCUUGUUCUUAACGCCUAUGGAAAGUUGCGGGAGAUUGAGAAAGCAGAUGCUGUAUAUAAGGAGAUGCAGGAAGAAGGUUGCAUUUUCCCUAAUGGAGUUCACUUCCUGAUGCUGAGUCUCUAUGGUGCAAGGAAGGACUUUCAGAUGGUAGAGUCAUUGUUUGAAAAGCUGGAUUCUGAUCCCAACAUCAACAAGAAAGAGUUGUAUCUUGUUGUUGCCAGCAUUUACGAAAAAGCCAACAGACUAAAUGAUGCAUCACAGAUCAUGAACCGAAUAAAAGAAAGAGGCUUUUCAAAGUUGUGAGUAACCUGAAUCUUCCUUUGUUAAUAAACUUUUGCUACUAUUGUAAAUGCCAUUUUUCCUCUGGUAAUGUUGUAAAUCGCAUUGAGUUGUAUUUUUUCUGUACACAUAUUCUAUCACAACUUAUAUUAUCUCUCCCCACCUUGAUGAUGCACG
This is a messenger RNA of Rubroshorea leprosula, 2295 nucleotides long. The record is from the annotation of a GenBank genome assembly. Lineage: Eukaryota; Viridiplantae; Streptophyta; Magnoliopsida; Malvales; Dipterocarpaceae.